UUCCUCCCCACUCACCAUGGUGGGAGAUGCGGCAGGUGGGACCCCUGGGACAGCCCCUGUCCCCCUUCCCCCGCCUGCUCCCCCGAAACUCCCUAGUCUCCACCUCAACUGCUGCUGCUGGACCACCUGCCGCUGCUCCCGCUGGGGUGCCCUCUGCUGCUGCCAUGUCCCUUGCCCCCUCCGAUUCUGGGGGAGCCCCCCUAGCUGCCAGGAAGGGCCAGGGCAAGAAGAAAGAAAGGGCCCUGCUAGGAAGACUAAGCCCUCCAUGGCAGGGGAUGCCACCGCUGCUGUGGUGCUGCUCCCUGCCUGUUCCCUCCACCAGUCCUGCGAGUGCCCCUCCCCUGGCCCCCAGGGCAUAUGCCCCAGUGGCCGGCCUGCCUGCCUGCCGCUAUGUCAUCUCCUCCGACUGCCGCCUCUGCUACCACCUACAGCGGCCAGAGUCCCUUCCCCAUCUUAACCAGGAAGCACAGCAUCUGUUGCCUCCUGGUGCCCGCCUCGCCCCACGUGGAGACCUACGUGCAGGCAUUGGUGAGGGUGGUGGGGCCGACGGCCAUCAUGGCUGCCUCCAAGAUGUAUGGCAAGGUUGUCUUCUUCCUUGCCUCGGAGGCUGCCACCCAGGAGGCCGUGGAGAAGGGCCUGGCAGUGGGGAGCAUGUUCGUCCCCCUGGAGCCGCUGGAGGAUCUGGGUGUCCAUGUGGUCCUGACCUCCAUCCCUCCCUUCCUUCUUAAUGCCGCCCCGUUACCUGCUCUCUCUACCCUAGGGAAGCCCCUUCCUGUUGUGAGCCCUCUCCCGUUGGGCUGCAAAGACCCCGCUCUCUGUCACGUUCUCUCAUUCCGCCGGCAAGUGCAGCUUCAACUGCCACCGGCGGCGCGUGGCGGGGAGGCGCUCGAGGGGUCUUUCCUGGUCCCCUAUCAGGUGGCCCAUUACUGGGUGCAUUACUCUACAGAGGAGGCCCAGUUUUACCUCUGCCAGGCGACGAGGCACGUUCGGAGGGACUUCCCCUUGGCCCGGCAUGGAGGAGUGCCCAGGACCCCUGAGCACCGGCAGGGUGUCUGCCCCAUCAUCGCCGGCACCCCUAGCCCCCCGGUGCCCAAAGCCACCCCUCCUCCCUCCCAGCCCAUCACUGCUCCAGCUCGGGCAUCAGGGGUACCUCCUCCAGUGUGCCCAGACGAGCAGGAGAGCCCAGCCUCUGCUGCCUGCACUCUGGCAGGGCCUGUGGAGGAGGGUGCGGCAGGGGUACUGCCGGGUGUGGGAGAGGGCUCUCCCCAAGGGGAAUCUUCCCUCCCUCCUGUUGUUCCAUCAGUACCUCUACAAGUCCUCGAACCGUCAUCCCUGCCCCCCGACAUAACCCCUGUCGACCAGCCCGCAGGCGAUGCCAUGGAGGGCUGGACCCGAGUACAGGGUAAGCGGGGCAAGCGGAAGGCUCGAGCUCCGCUCCUACAACCUAAUGCGGAAGCCCCCCGUAAGACCAGAAAGGGGGCUGCUGACACUGAGCCUUCCACCUUGCCCACAGGAUCGGUCUCUCUGCCAGUGCCGGCUAGGGAAGACGUGGCACCCCGGAUGAGGCCCCUCCUGUUCCCUUGCCACCUGCGUCCCCUGCAACACCUGAGGUGAAGCUACAGCUGGAAGGGAAAACAAACGAGAAGUAUCUAGUCUUUGUAGCCAUACAAUAUAAAGCUCAGGUGGUUGCUGG
This is a messenger RNA of Gopherus evgoodei (Goodes thornscrub tortoise), 1693 nucleotides long. It is a transcript of the gene MIX23, whose product is annotated as coiled-coil domain containing 58. Gene Ontology annotation, cellular component: mitochondrion; mitochondrial intermembrane space. Lineage: Eukaryota; Metazoa; Chordata; Testudines; Testudinidae. The record is from RefSeq and is a predicted model, not a curated record. The transcript is spliced from 2 exons. Bases 358 to 1614 code for a protein of 418 amino acids. Gene Ontology annotation, molecular function: cysteine-type endopeptidase inhibitor activity.